Diaporthe amygdali is the source of this 1449-nucleotide messenger RNA. RefSeq lists its product as uncharacterized. NCBI's taxonomy places the organism in Eukaryota, Fungi, Ascomycota, Sordariomycetes, Diaporthales, Diaporthaceae. The coding region runs from base 1 to 1449 and encodes 482 amino acids. Gene Ontology annotation, molecular function: hydrolase activity, acting on carbon-nitrogen (but not peptide) bonds. The transcript has 2 exons. The record is from RefSeq and is a predicted model, not a curated record.
AUGAUGCCCACACUCUACCAGCAUGCCACAAUAAUCACGGUGAACAAAAAGCGCGAAGUCAUCCUUGACGGAGCAAUUCUUGUUUAUGGCACUCGGAUAGCUUUGGUAGACAAAUACUCAGCCGUCACUUCGCAUACGGAAUUUCCAAGAGACAAGGAGGUUCGAAUCAUUGACUUACGUGGCAAGAUCAUCAUACCCGGCCUAAUAAAUACUCACUGCCACACCAUCCAAUCUCUCCUCCGAGGUUUGGCCGAGGACUUAUGGCUGCAUCCAUGGAUGUGCGAUGCCAUCUGGCCUUUAGAGGCGGCUUACGACACCGAGGAUGGGUAUCAUGCUGCGCGAUUAACGAUUGCUGAAUUGCUCAAAGGGGGUACGACUUCAUUUCUCGAGGCGAUGCUUACGCACACCGCCGGCUUCGACAAUGUCGCACGAGCUGUGGGCGAAUCUGGCAUCAGGGCUUGCCUGGGCAAAUUGGUCAAGCCUCAGGGAACAGCAACCGAUACACAAAUAUCCGACAUCCGUGACAAGGAUCUCGAGCAGAUGUCUAUUGGGGCCGCCCUCACAGCUCACAAAACUCAUCACGGCUCCUUCUCCGAUCGACUUCAUGUCUGGAUGGCGGCUAGUACACCCCGAGGAUCACCUCUUUCCGAGCACCAGGCCAUCGGCAUCGCCUGUCACGAACAUGGCAUUAAUUUAACUAUGCACUGCGCAGAGGCGUCACGGGACCGGGAGAUUUACCGUGAGUGCUACGAGGGCAGGACACCAGUCCAGUUCUGCGAGGAUGCACAGCUGGCUGGCCCGGGCUUCAAGACGGUCCUUGCGCACAUGGUGCACCUGGACAAUGCAACUGACCUGCCCCUUAUCGCGCGGAACCAGGGCAUGAGCGUGGCACACAACCCUACGAGUAAUUGCAAGCUGGCUUCGGGCGUCGCUGCGGUUCCGGACAUGUUAGCUGCGGGCGUGAACGUCAGCCUGGGAACAGACGGCGCGCCGUGCAACAACACGUAUGAUAUGUUCCGUGAGAUGCACCUGGCAAGCACGCUGCAGGCAGGCACGAGGAUGAAGGCUGAUGUGCUACCUGCUACGACGGUGCUGGAGAUGGCGACCAUUAAUGGAGCGAAGGCACUGGGUCUAGACGAGGACGUGGGCAGUUUGGAGAAGGGUAAAAAGGCGGACUUUGUGGUAGUGGGUGUUCCCCUUAGUGCGACACCAUUUGAAGAGGCACAGAUCGUCGAGGGUGGCAUUGACCCGGUGACCGUGGUAGUACAUAGUUGUACGGCGGCGGAUGUCGAGACCGUGGUAGUGGACGGGAAUUUAGUUGUCGGGAACGGGCAGUUAGUACACAUGGACGAGGACGAGAUCGUACACAACGCAAGGACAGCUAUCAGGGGGAUAAGAGAGAGGUCAGGCGUGAAAGCUCGGCCAACGGCAGGCUGGGUAAUCAGAUAA